This is a messenger RNA of Cetraspora pellucida, 885 nucleotides long. Lineage: Eukaryota; Fungi; Glomeromycota; Glomeromycetes; Diversisporales; Gigasporaceae. The record is from the annotation of a GenBank genome assembly.
AUGGGAAAACCUCUUCAGCAAGAAUGCGUUUUGGUUGAUAAAUUCGCAAUUAUUGUUCAGAUCAUUCUGGGUGCUUUCGCGUUCUCAACUCUUAUUUAUAAGAGACAUAGAGAACGACCACAAAGGCCUUUACGCAUAUGGUUUUACGAUGUUAGCAAACAAAUGUUGGGUGCAAGCAUGGUACAUGGGUUGAAUAUUAUUGUUUCUUAUAUUUCAGGUUCUUCUGAAGCUGACGAUAAAAAUCCUUGUGUAUGGUAUUUUCUUAAUAUAUUUGUGGAUUGUACAGUAGGUGUGUUUAUAUUAUCUAUAUUCCUUAAAGCCGCACAAUAUGUGGCAAGUACUAUCGGAAUUAAUGGUGUGAAAAGUGGGGAAUAUGGCGAGCCCCCAAGAUUCGAAUGGUGGGCAAGACAAACUGUUGCAUUUAUUAUUUGCAUACUAUUUAUGAAAAUUGUUAUAGUUAUUAUCUUUCGUCGUUUGCCUUUUCUGUUCGAUUUUGGUGAAUGGUUUUUGGGUUGGACUUUAUAUGAUCCGAAACUUCAAGUCGUCUUCGUAAUGUUAAUUUUCCCUUUGCUUAUGAACACAGUGCAAUUUUGGCUUGUUGAUCAGGUUAUAAAAAAGAAAGUAGAAGGUGGAAAACUUGAAGAUUCUAGAGAUGAAGAUCAUGUAUUUCUUCCUGUAAAUGCUAACGAUGAUGAAAUGGAUUAUCAUGAGAAUAUCCAGCCCUAUCUGAAAAAUGGUAGUAAUGUUAGUAUUUCUUCCAUUACUAGCGCAAGCGCUGCCUUACUAAGGAAGAGCUUAUUUAAUGAUAAGGACAAAUUCGAAAAUGAUGAUACUGAAAAUGAAACAUACAUUGAACUACGAGAUACAUCUCCUUAUCGCCUAUGA